This is a messenger RNA of Clonostachys rhizophaga, 1101 nucleotides long. Lineage: Eukaryota; Fungi; Ascomycota; Sordariomycetes; Hypocreales; Bionectriaceae. The record is from the annotation of a GenBank genome assembly.
AACAGCCUUGCCACCCUCGUGCUGGCGGGCUGGACCUUCGCGGCGCCAGCUCCGUCGCCCGCCGACAACACGCAACCCGCAGGGGACAACCCGGUCGGCGAGUUUUCAGUCGAAUUUCUCGGAAACCAGGUCGCCGACAACAGCUGCAGUCAUCGGGAUCUUGGAUUUGCCGGCCAUAUCCAGGGCAAGUGGUACGCCGUCUACGGUGACACUCUGUGGUGCGCGCCUGGCGUAUCCGACCAGGACGCCGAUACUGAUGGCCAGUUCCACGGCAUGGUGAGGGACUCGGUCUCGGCAUUGACCGACAACCCAUUAGUUGUCCAUGAUCUGUUCCUGAAUAACGAUUCCCCUGUUCCUCACCAGAAGCAGUUUGUUCCAUUCGAGAAGAAGUGGGGAGAGGACAAUCUGGUUGGGUUUGGCGGAACCAGCCUCGUUGAGACGGAUUAUGCCAACGCCACUGGCGUCGUCUACUACCUCGUCAACCACGCCGAGGACUACCGAGGAGCAGGAGUCGCCAAAGUCCAAGUCACUGAUGGAGUCCCGAUCGUCACCGAACGUCUUGGCGACAAUGGAUACUGGUGGGACGCAAAGGAGAACCCAAAGUACGGGGAUGUCGCGGCUUAUCGCGAUAUUCACAGCGAAUACGUCUACAUUCUUGGCAACGCUCCCGGCAAGAUCACCUCGUGGCCAGAUAGCGCGUACAUCUACCAAGCCCGUGUCAAGACUGCCGAUGCCUUUGACCUAUCCAGGUACGAGUAUUGGUGGGGGCGGGAGGAGGGAUGGAAGUCUGACCUCUUGACUACAUUUACUGCCGAGACUGCCGUUCUCUGGGGAGCUGGUCAAGGACAGAUUGUGUACAGCCAAUACUUCAAGACUUAUUUCUACGUCCACCUCGAAGGAGCAACGGUUUUGCUACGCUCCGCGCCUUCACCGGAGGGACCUUGGUCAGCGGCCAAGGAGAUAUACAUGGCUACCCCGAUUAAUGAAGGCCUAGUCUAUGCUGGGGUUGCCUAUCCUUAUCUUGACGAAUCUGGAAAGACGCUGACAAUGGCCUUUACUAACAACAACCACAUCCAAGUCAUCCGAGUGACUUUUGCGUAG